This is a messenger RNA of Sardina pilchardus (European sardine), 2900 nucleotides long. It is a transcript of the gene myef2, whose product is annotated as myelin expression factor 2. Gene Ontology annotation, molecular function: mRNA binding. NCBI's taxonomy places the organism in Eukaryota, Metazoa, Chordata, Actinopteri, Clupeiformes, Clupeidae. The record is from RefSeq and is a predicted model, not a curated record. The transcript is spliced from 16 exons. The coding region runs from base 1329 to 2654 and encodes 441 amino acids. Gene Ontology annotation, cellular component: ribonucleoprotein complex; nucleus; cytoplasm.
CGCAGUCAAAGCGGCAUUUUUUCCGACGAUAGAAACAAGCAAUCAUGGCCGAUGUAGAACUGGAUUCUGAGAUCAAGGUAGAGGAAACGACCCCUGCAGCUGAGGAAGAAACCGAGGCAGAGCAAGAGCAAGAGCCAGAGGUAGAGCCGGAGCCAGAGGCCGAGACAGAACAAGAACAAGAACAAGAACAAGACGAUGAAGCAACCGAAGAGACUACAAAUGGCGUUAAAACUGAAACCGAGGAAGUCCCCAAGGACAAAUUGGAAGGAAAAGAGAAGUCUGGCGGCCGAAAAUCAAAUCGUUAUCAUCCCUACUCUAAGGACAAACACUCAGGGCCAGGGGACAAGAAGGGCGCUCACAGAAACCGAGUGUUCAUUAGCAAUAUCCCUUAUGAUAUGAAGUGGCAGGCUAUUAAAGAUCUAAUGCGAGAGAAAGUCGGUGAGGUUACAUACGUGGAGCUCUUUAAGGAUGCUGAAGGAAAGUCAAGGGUAAGUGAUGUGGACGACUUGCUGCGCGAGGUUUUAAAUACCCUCUGCAGUUUCAUUUUGUGUUCCUUCUGGUAAAGAUAUCUCAGGCGAUGUACAUGUGAAUUUGUUUUUAAACUAGAAGGGAAUUGUCCUAUCACUGUUGUUGGCUUUGUAGAGGUUUGUUGAGGUUUUUCUCUCAAAUGUGACUGGAAAACUAAUCUGAAAUUCAUAACUCAAAAAGCACAUUUAAGUGUAUUAUUGUGAAGUUCUCUCAAUUGGUGGUUUUCAAGAGUGGUAGCUCCAAUUUGUCAAUGGCAAUAAGAGAUGAAGUGAAUUGUUAGCAGGUGUUUCAUUGAUUGAUGAUUGUCAUCAAAUAUGGCACUUGUUUUGUUACACCUGAUGUUAUGAGUGUUGCCAUGUAUCUUUUCAAUUGACUAAGUACCUCCUUGAGAAAAUUAUUGGCUUUUUUUGCAAUUCAUAACUUCUUUCUUCCCACAGCUUCUCACAAUGUACUGUCCCAUUUGUUUUAUGACUCACCAUAAAUGUUGAUAAAAGUAAUGUAACAUGACCACUAUGUCCUCAAAAAAAAAAAAGUACAUAUUUUCCUAUGUGUAUUUUGGUGUUCAAAAUUCUCUUUUCAUUGUACAUCAUCAGACAUUGUCAAUGGAUUUGAUGUGGUUACAUUGUGUUACUCAAAAUCUAAUGAAAGCAUUUUGUCUGUACUUUCCAUCGGUGACUAUUUAUCAUUUAUGUCCCUCUGGAUUGAUUUGGUGCUGUUUGGAUCAUCCAAUGUCUCACCCGUAGGGUUGCGGUGUUGUGGAGUUUAAAGAUGAGGAGUUUGUGAAGAAAGCUGUCGAGGUCAUGAACAAGCAUGAUCUGAAUGGCAGACCGCUCAAUAUCAAAGAGGACCCUGAGGGGGAGCAUGCGCGCCGGGUGCUCCUGCGUAGUGGAGGACGGGGCGGAGAUGGCGCUCCCGGAAUCAACAUCCCUCCCGCCAUCGCCAACAACCCCAACAUCCCCCCUGAGAUCAUCAAUGGCCUCCAGGGAGGAAGGCUGGGCUCUACUGUUUUUGUCGCCAAUCUUGAUUUCAAAGUGGGUUGGAAGAAACUCAGAGAAGUCUUUUGCAUGGCUGGGACGGUGAAAAGGGCUGACGUUAAAGAAGAUAAGGAUGGGAAGAGCCGUGGAAUGGGAACGGUCACUUUUCAGCAACCUUUGGAAGCUGUCCAAGCUGUCUCUAUGUUCAAUGGACAAAUGUUGUUUGACCGGCCCAUGCAUGUCAAAAUUGAUGAUAAGUCUCUUCCCAUUGAUGAUUUUCGUCCAGCAGAGAAAUCGCCUCAGUUGCCAAGGGGUCUUGGAGGCAUCGGUAUGGGUCUUGGCCCUGGUGGUCAGCCAAUAAAUGCCAACCGAAUCAGUGGAGGAGGAGGAGGCGGAGGAGGAGGAGGAGGAGGAGGAGGAGGAAUGGGAGCCAUGGGACCUGGAGGGAUGGAUGGUCCAGGAUAUGGAAUGAACAGAGUGGGAGGAAUGGGUGGUGGAUUCGGGGGCAUGGAUGGCAUGGGCAGUAUGGGUGGCUUCGGAGGCCGUGACAUGGGUCCCAUGGGAAGGAUGGGAGACAUGUACCGGUCUGGUAUGGGAAUGGAUCGUGAUUUUGGCAGGAAUGACAUGGCAAUGAAUCGUCCCUUCGGUGAUGCCUUUGGACUAGGCGGAGGGAUGGGAGGCUAUGGAGGAGGCAUGGGCGGAGGCAUGGGCGGAGGCAUGGGGAAUGCUGGCAUGGGUCCAAUGGGGUCUGGUUUAGGCGGUGGGAUGGGUAACAUGGGCAUGGAGCGCAUGAGCGCCGGCUUCGACAGGAUGGGCGGCGGCAUGGACAUGAACCGCGGCUUUGGCGGCUUCGGCGGCGGUGCUGGUCACAUGGGCGGAGGAAUGUCCGACAGGGGAUCCGGAUCAAAGGGCGGAUGUCAGAUAUUUGUGAGAAAUCUCUCUUAUGACCUUACCUGGCAGAAACUGAAGGAAAAAUUCAGCCAUUGUGGUCAGGUGAUGUUUGCAGAGAUCAAGAUGGAGAAUGGGAAGUCGAAAGGGUGCGGUACCGUUCGCUUUGACUCACCAGAGAGUGCAGAUACGGCCUGUCGGUUGAUGAAUGGCACCAAAAUUAAUGGCCGUGAAGUCGAUGUUCGCAUUGACCGAAACGCCUAAAACAUCGUAGUAACAAUAAUCACCCAUCACCCUGUUUUUUGUUUUGUUUUAAAAACACAUUUCCAUAAGUCUCUGCUGUUGUACCACAUGCUCAGUGAAUGACACCACCAGCCUCAGUACCUGGAUGUGUAUAAGGUUUGUUUAUAUACCGUGAUUUUUUUCCCCCUUUUACUUUUUUGUAAACCCUUUUUAAUUUGUGGGCCACCGGUUUAUUUGAAUGACAAAAUAAACUUUUUAAUUUUUAAA